This is a messenger RNA of Polistes canadensis, 1951 nucleotides long. RefSeq names its product IQ and ubiquitin-like domain-containing protein. The transcript has 5 exons. Gene Ontology annotation, biological process: cilium assembly. The record is from RefSeq and is a predicted model, not a curated record. Gene Ontology annotation, cellular component: acrosomal vesicle; motile cilium. The coding region runs from base 22 to 1602 and encodes 526 amino acids. Lineage: Eukaryota; Metazoa; Arthropoda; Insecta; Hymenoptera; Vespidae.
GUGCUAGAAAUUAACGAGAGGAUGGUUUUAAUAACGGAAAUUGAAGAUCGGAAGAUAGUGAAACCAUAUUUAGGUGGAUGGCGAAAUAAAAUCACCGGUGACAAAUAUUUAAACGCAGCAUCUCAAACGGGACCACCACCUAAAAAUAUUUCCUGGCACGAUUGCUGUAGUAUCGGCGUGCAAACUGUGGAAACUAAAGAUGAGACAACACAAUCGUCACGUAAUAAAAUUACUCAGAUGUGGCGAACAAAUUGUAAUGUAUCGAAUGCAAAGGAUAAAUACAUGACUGCUAAGUGUUAUGUAACAUACGAUGAAAUACAAUGGCGUCUUGAUCUCGAUGGAAAUGCGAGGAUAAUACAAAAAAAUUAUCGAGUUUAUAGACUCUUGAAAUAUUUAAAGAAAUGCGCUAGAAAAUAUAGGAAAAUAAUGGAUGAAUGUAAACGGUAUCAAGAAGAGAGAAUUAUUAUGUACAGAAAAAGAUACGAGCAAGAACUUUUACGAAAGAUUAAUCCACGAAGCAGAACAGAUUUUGAUAUGUUGUAUGAAUUAAUCGAACGUUGGAGACGUGAUCGUACCAACGAGAUAAAUGAACGUUAUUUCAAAGCAACACAAUGUGCCGAAAAUUGUUUUCUUCUCGAAAAAACCGUGAAAAUGUUCAACGUUUUAGAUAAAUUCAAACAAAGUAUAAGGGAGGAAUACCAAACGAGGAAACGCGUUAAAUUCUUAAGGAUCAAUUCUAAAUCUAUACAAUGGCACGGAUACAAAUCUAAACUCAUAGAAAUGGUCACGUUGAAAAAUCAAAAAGCACGGGAAUAUUUGAGUAUUUACAAUUCGUUAAGUAAAAAUAAUAUGACUGUGGAUGAUCGAUUAGAAUUAUUACAAAUUUUAAAGAGAUCACUGAAAUUUCAUAUUUGUAUUUCUGCUUUCGAUUUGAUUUAUUUGUUGGAUCAAGAGAUUAUGUUAUUGUCACGAGGCAUUCAAAAUUUAUCUCUCGAAUAUUUAAGGAAAAGAAUACUUUGUGAUUAUUUGAAAUUCGUAGCAACUUCUGCUACUUGUUCUUGUACAAAUAUCAGCAAGGGUUUUAAAAAAGAUCCUCAGUGCGAAGAAUUUCGUGAACCUUUAGAGAUUGAAAUGAUAUUUUGUAGAGGGUGUAAAAGGAUACUUCCUUAUAACAGAUUUUCACCUCACAGUGGAUUAAAAAAAUUAACUACUUGCACCAGUUGCACAACAUUGAGGGAACGAAGCUAUUGUCACGUGAAUUACGACCCAUAUAUUUUUAUUUUAAAUCACCUAAGAGCUGAAGAAAAACGAAGAAGAUGUUUUUCGGCAUUGGCAUUUAUGAUGCAACCGAGAGACGUUUAUCAUUUAAUUAAUAAUAUUUGGCAUGGUCAUUCAGUCAUAAGUAAACAGGAAGAUAUUCACCUGUUAAGAUUAGUCAGAUAUAAUAAUCACAUUGAAUGGUCACCAUGGAAUUGCAUUCUCUUAACCGAAGAAGAAGUAGAAAUUCAUUAUCGUAUCAACGAUUUAACUAAAGUCUAUUCGAAAGCUUUGCUACAUCAAAUAUUAUUGAAACAUUUGACAGCGAAAAAUUAUUUCAAGUAAUUUAUUAUUAUAUUAAAAUUCCGUGCUUCGAUUCUCACAUGCGUGUCUCGUUUGAACAUUUCUUUAUUUUAUUUGUAUUAUCCUUUUAUUCAGACGAUUGAGCUACUUCGACAGAAAAUUUAGAGAAUCCUCUCGAUUUUACAUGAUACAGGAUAGAAAGGAUUACGUCCCAUUUAACAAAGGGAUAGAUCUCGAAGGAUACGAGUUUUAAUUCGUUGAAAAUAAUGGUCAAGAUUCUCUUGAUAGCUUUAUUAUAAUAUUGUUUAAAUAAAUUUGAAGAUCUCUGAGCACUUGUAUCUUGUACAAAAUUGCAGUUUUGUUUUAAUUAUAAUAUUUAUAUAACGUAAGA